AUGCUUGAACCUCAGCCGCCUCUCAUUGAUGGAUACAGCGUGGCGGAUGUGCUUCGCAGGCGGAACGGGCACUUACGGCGACGACUUGCGACACAAAAGGACAUCGAACUAGUCUACGCUGUUGACACAGUCGAACAAGCCCAGGAAAUGAUGUACGACGUGGGGACCAGGCCCAUCGCUCGCGGUACAGGCUCGUUAUCUUUUGAUGUAUGUAGAUCUGAUUUGAGUACGUCAUGUACUGUCGAGGCCUUGACACUCAAGACGGCUUUGUGA
This is a messenger RNA of Letharia columbiana, 273 nucleotides long. RefSeq lists its product as uncharacterized. The coding region runs from base 1 to 273 and encodes 90 amino acids. NCBI's taxonomy places the organism in Eukaryota, Fungi, Ascomycota, Lecanoromycetes, Lecanorales, Parmeliaceae. The record is from RefSeq and is a predicted model, not a curated record. The transcript has a single exon.